This is a messenger RNA of Echinococcus granulosus, 969 nucleotides long. RefSeq names its product Biotin--protein ligase. The transcript is spliced from 5 exons. The record is from RefSeq and is a predicted model, not a curated record. Bases 1 to 969 code for a protein of 322 amino acids. Lineage: Eukaryota; Metazoa; Platyhelminthes; Cestoda; Cyclophyllidea; Taeniidae.
AUGCCUCCUCGGGUGUCGGUUGCCAUUUACAAUGAUUUGGGAACGACUCCUCAUUGCGUUAAGCAACUUCGAAAUUGCAUUCAGCAAAAUAUUCCCGGAGCCAGAAUAUCUACACUCAGUGCCACAGAAUCUAUUGAGAAGCUGGCCUGUAAAUCAAUCGACCUCUUUUGUGUUGGAGGUGGAUUUGCACGCGGUGUUAUCAACAAGCUGGGUUCCAUAGGCCUCGGGAAUCUUAGGUCAUUUGUUUUAUCUGGUGGUUCGUAUCUUGGUAUAUGUUCCGGUGCAUAUCUUGCAUCGUCAAUAACAAAAUUUGACACUGGCGGUCCACUAGAAGUAAACGAUACAGGAAUCCUCAACUUUUUUCCCGGUACCGCUGAAGGACCAUUGUUCGGACGUUUUGCUUACAACUCGGAGUCUGGUGUCUCUGCUCCAAUUUUGGAUGCUUGCGCUACCCUUAAUUCUGACAUCCCAACGUCGUUGGCAGUAUACUUCAAUGGGGGUUGCCACUUCCUUAACUUCGUCGAUAACCAUACUAGUAUUCUCUACUUAUACCGUGAAUUAGGAACUCCGGCUAUUUUGAGGCGAAGAUGUGGACAAGGUACAGUGCUACUAAGUGGAGCCCACUUUGAAUUCGAUCCCGCAAAUUUAGGUGAAUUGGAUGCCGAUCCUCACAUUCAACGAAUCCUACCCCCUUUACUUGAACACGAUGCUAGCCGUGUGAAAUUAUGCAGGACAGUUUUACUCGACCUUGUCAAACCGAUCAUUGGUGCUGUGCACCAAACGACUCGUUUUACUACACGAUCUCAUGAGUCCACGAAAGUUGACCUCUGGCUCAAAAGUACAGCUCUCGGUCAUUCCAAUGUCCACCCGACCAUUCUAUACGUAGCCAAAAGGAUUCGGCUGCUGCAUUUAAUACAGCGGUAUGCUAUUCGCUCUUCUAUUGCCGAAUUUCAAACAGUAACAGCCUAG